This is a messenger RNA of Caenorhabditis remanei, 912 nucleotides long. RefSeq lists its product as uncharacterized. Bases 1 to 912 code for a protein of 303 amino acids. The transcript is spliced from 5 exons. Gene Ontology annotation, molecular function: protein binding. Lineage: Eukaryota; Metazoa; Nematoda; Chromadorea; Rhabditida; Rhabditidae. The record is from RefSeq and is a predicted model, not a curated record.
AUGACAAGUGAUGAGAAAAACUUUGUGUAUAAACAAGUGUUUACCGGAUUCCCACUUCGAGAACUUCAGUCUUAUUGUGGAAAGAAAGAGAAUCAUUUCAGUUUUCCAUGGAGAGUCUACUUGUACACAGGCCAAGGAUUGGUGUAUACUCAACUUCAAUGUCUGAAAUUCGCUGGAAACGAAGACUGGUUCGUAGACGCUCACGUUCAAGUAUACGUGUUCGGAAAAUCAGGAGAGGAGCUAGCGAGCAGAAAAGUUGUUCACUUUUCAAAAUCAUCGAACGAUUUGGAAAUCUGGAGAAGUCGAGUUAAUCCAAAUAUCAGUGAUUUCCUUUUGGUAGACAACAAGUUGACGCUGGAAAUCCACGUUCAAAUCAAGAACAUGUCGGGAGCAAAAGAAAAAUUGAAGAGCUUUGAUGAAUCGAUGAAAGAUUUUUCGGAUAUCGUGCUCGUUGUUGAUAAUGAGAGAUUUUAUGUGAACAAAAUGUAUCUCGCCUCUCAUUCGGCCUACUUCAAGAAGCUAUUCAUAGACAAUCCAGUUGGUUCCGUCCAAUCCGAAAUUCUUGUGACGGAUAUGAAUAGAAACGAUUUUCAGAAUUAUCUGGAAUUGAUUCAUGGAGAUUCAGCGGCAAUCGAUGAUGACACUGUUGAUGGAAUACUCCAGUUAGCUGAUAUUCUGGACUCAAAAGUCGCCACAAAGAACUGCGUGGAUUUUCUUUUGAACAAGUCGAAAAAACUGUUGAGACACAAGUUUGAUUUGGCCGUUGAUUACAAGUUGGAUGCGCUCAAGGAAAAAUGCAUCACUGGCAUGAUAUCUUUCGAUGAUAUCCGUUCUGUUGUUCCAAAAACGUCGAAACAUGUGGAAGACUCGGUUUGGAAAGAGUUGCUUAUGAAGGCUCUUUCUAUGCAUUAA